AUGACCUCCUGGGACCAGAUCCGCAACGAUGUCCGCUCAUUCCGGGCAUCCGUCCAACCCACCGUCACCACCAUCCGGGACUUUUCCUUCGACUCGCACAAUGACCGCAUCUUUUUCUUUGCAAACGACCUCUCAAAGUCAUCAAAGUCGCCCAUGCUCUUCCGUGUCGACCUGCCAAAGUCUUACUCCGACAAAGACGCCUCCUCGUCCGCAGACUCAGACCUGGACUCGGACCUGGAGGAUCUCUCGUCAGACCAUCACUCAAACUCUACUGGACUAGACCAGGAGGAUCACGAUAUGGGCUUGGUCCCCUUCGAUCCUGCAACCUACCAACACUUUGCGAUCCCCUCUGUAACGCCCAUCCAGAUCAUCACUGGUGGAAGUGGCCCUCGGAAUCCAUACGCUGCACCCGACAGGAGUAGUUUCUCUUCAACAUCUCAGCCCACAGCAUCGGAGAAUGCUGCCUCCGCGACAGGUGGUGGGCUAGAAUCGGGCAGUUCAGUCACAGAUCAAAUCCUCGCUGCCGCACCCGUCCUGCCCUGGGUGCCUGUCUUGAGCGAAGAGUGGAUCAAGUACUCUAAUUCGGCCCUCGGUCACUCCCCCACCGACCGUCUUUCCUUCUACCAGUUUGAACCGCAGGUCAAUCGUCUCAUGUUCCCUUAUGGCGUAGCUAUCUACACGGGUAGCAUUCAAGAGGACGGCAAAUUUGAACCGCAGGCAGCGCGGACAGCACAUCAAUCUGCAUCCUCCAGUCCGAAUCGAUCGUACUCCAACCUAGUCCACAACGCUUUGGCCGCAGGAAUCAACCUUGUCUCUGUAUCAGGACCAUUGGCUUCUCCACGGACUCCCAUCUCCAACUCAGCCGCCUCCAGCCUCCACAAUGGUGCUGCUGCAUCCUCAUCGAUGAGGGCGGAUCCAAAACUAGGCGGAUCAGAAUUGGAUUUGGUGGCGUUUACUCGGGAUCAGGACAUUUGGGUCAUGACCCUUGGAGGCGUCGAGACACAGCUCACAUUUUGCUCGAGGAAUAAGAAGAAAUCCGACAUUAGCUGCGGCAUUGCUGAAUUUGUCAUGCAGGAAGAGUUUCACCGCUUCUCAAACUACUGCUGGGCACCUUCCUCACCAUUGCUGCCCAGCCCGCCGCCUCGAUUCCCGACACCGACCACAAAUGUAAAACCUGCAUCACCCCCUCAGACAGUGCCUUCGAUGCCCUCGACUCCGCCGCACCCGCAGCACUCGAUGCAACACUAUCAGCACCAUGACUCAUUCUCCCCCAGCCCGGCGACUUCCUCGCCCAACUCGACCUUCACAACGCCAUCUCCCACCUCAUUGUCGCCACCUAUCCUUUCCGGAAUUUUCCCUGUCCCCGCAGUCAACACAUCGUCAUCAAGGACAGUGGAGAGGAUUCUUUAUCUGCAAGUCUCGGAGGCAAUGGUGGAUCUGGUAGUGAUUCCAAGACAGGGCAUGCACCCCGAGUUUGAGGAGUACAGAUACCCGCAUGCAGGCACCCCCAACGCUGUCUCAGAUAUUCAGAUUGUCGAGUUUGUGCCUCGGUUACACGACGAUGAAGUUGUUCCUGAGCCUCUGCACAAGAGACUCUGGGGCAGGGGUUCACUUUACAAAAUGUUCCCAUGGAUCGAGUAUAUUGUUCGCUUUGGUUGGCUUCCUGGCGGCGAGAGUGUAUGGGUGCAGAUCUUGGACCGCAGGCAAAAGAACACGGCUAUUCUUGCUAUUCCGCUGGAUUGCUUCAUGUCGGUUGCAGAGCAAGCAGAGAUAACUGAGCAGGCAGAGGACGAGCUGGCAAGUCGAAUCCGGAUCAUCUUUGAGGAGCGGAGCGACUACUGGAUCAACGUGACGGAUAUCACGCAGUUUUUAUCACCAGAGGACUUUGUUCUCGAUGAAGACUCGGUAAGGGACGAUGUUAUCCAGUUCAUCGUUCCUUCUGAGCGGACGGGAUUCCGGCAGCUGUAUCUGGCCACACAUUCAACGCGAACGGGAUCGAAAAUUGUCCCCAUUACCAGUGGGAACUACCAGGUCGUCGACAAGUCCAUCACCAUCGACACCAAGCGCCAACUCGUUUACUUCACAGCCAAACGGGAUUCAGUGCUGGAGACGCAUCUCUAUGUCGCCAGUUAUGCCAGGGGUGCGCAACCAGGAGAUGUCAAGCGGCUGACCGAACUGGGAUACAGUCAUCAGGUCACUGUCGAUGUAAUCAAGAAUCGGUUCCUGACCAUGUAUUCGAGUGUCGACCACAGUCCUGCCUGUGCAGUUCUUUAUCUUCGCUGGAGCGAUUGCCGCCACUCCCGGUCACCGUCGCCCCUCUCGCCUAUGGAUAACAUCGGCAGGAAAGGAACAGAGUGGUGCAUGUGCGGGUGUCAGUUCCCCAAGAUUUCGUCGCAUGCAUUUAUACUUCGUGAGGGGAUUGCCAAUCUUUCGGCCAAGAAGAUUCGACAGUCGCCGAUUGUUUCUUCCUCGACACCUCUUGGACAUGCCAGGUCUCGGUCAGAGUCGUCUGUGAGCCCACCUCGGAUAGACACUGCGUUCGGGAGCUUCAAAACGGGAUCGAUGAACUCGAUUUCGGGAUUCCUGGCUAGCCAUCUCCUUUCAUCGAGCCUUCUGUCGAGCCCAAAGUCGAUCCAACCCCAGCCUCAACAGGAGGAUUUGGGAAUGGUGUUGAGUUCCUCGGCAGGAGCAGGAGGUCGCAAGUCGAGUCUUCGAUUUGUACCAACUACCCAAGCCUCCUCAAGCACGCCUCCGUCGUCUUCCUCGGGAGGAGGCGUGAUCAAUGCGACCUAUCACCCGGUCGCAGAGUUUUUCACUUUCAUGAGUUCGGACAAUGUGCAGCUGCAUGGAUGUCUGUACCGGCCCGCGAACUACAAUGUGGGCCAAAAAUACCCGACACUGGUCUCGAUCUAUGGAGGACCACGGUCACAGAUGGUAACGAACGAGUACAAGCUGCCAAAGUUGUUGAGGGUGUUCCUUGCGACACGGUUGGGAUAUGCGGUGGUGAUGAUUGAUGGACGGGGCAGCAACGACCGAGGAGUAGAGUUUGAGGGGCAACUGCAGUACCAAAUGGGUCAGAUUGAGAUUCGGGAUCAGGUUGAGGGGUUGCAGUUCCUGGCGAAACCCGAGAAUGGUGGUCUUGUUGAUAUUGACCGCGUGGCCAUCUCUGGUUGGAGCUAUGGCGGAUACUUGACGUUGAUGGCGCUUGCACAAUACCCGCAGAUCUUCAAGAUUGCGAUUGCAGGUGCGCCCGUGACUCAAUGGGAGCUGUACAAUACCGCGUACACGGAGCGGUACAUGGGCCUCGUCCAGGAGAACAAGGAAGGGUACGACAAGAGCAACCUGUUGAACUGGGUGGAUCGGUUCCCGGACAGCGAGAACCGGCUCUUGAUUGCACAUGGACUUAUUGACGAAAAUGUCCACUUCAAGAACACGGAGAUGCUGGUCGCGGAUUUGAUCCGAAGUAAUAAGCCGCAUCAGGUUCAGAUCUAUCCGACGGAGCGGCAUGGGUUGAGGGAUGCUAGGGUUAAUGAGCAUUUUGAGACCUUGAUGUUUUGGUUGAUGAAGAAAAACCUCUAA
Messenger RNA from Linnemannia hyalina, 3579 nucleotides. NCBI's taxonomy places the organism in Eukaryota, Fungi, Mortierellomycota, Mortierellomycetes, Mortierellales, Mortierellaceae. The record is from the annotation of a GenBank genome assembly.